AUUUCUUGCUGUUUGGUUAAUUCUGUUGGUUUGUUUGUUUUUUUCAGAUCAGAGAUCUUAAAGUGUCCAGUUCCUUCACAAGGUAACUCAGAACAGAAGACAAAUGCAGCUGUGGAAGGACAAGAUAUCUUAUCACUUAUACAGCAAGAUAGAAGUUCACCAACUGGUGGUGCAGGAAUAUUGGAAAAUGUGGAAGAUCAGAUGUUUCGUUCUGUGGAAGGCCAGGCUGCGUCUGAUGAAGAGGAAGAGAAAUGGAUAGGAGACCAGCAAUCCCAAAUGGCUGAAGUGAAGAAACUCCUAGCUAGUUUUCCUUGUUGCAGUAGUGGAUGUGAUGACACAACCAUGAAGCAGCUGAGAUCACCCUUCGGAAAUGCCAGUAGCAGUGGCCAUGAAGACUCCCUUGUGAAAUUAGUCCAGCGACUCUCAAAGUUAAAAGAAGACUUUGAGAUGAAAGGGCAGGAAGAGAAGGCCCUGGAAACAAAUAUGGAAGAGACAAAAGUCCCAUUGCUAGGGGAACUACAGCAGAAGGCAGAGGAGUCUGAAUUGAUGAAGAUGGAAUUCCAGAUGUUGGAGACAGAGAGAGUAAGGCUGUCACUGGUGGAAGAAAAGCUCUUGGAUGUUUUACAGCUGCUUCAGCAACUCCGGGACCUGAACAUUUCUAAGCGCACCUUGGGGAAAAUCUUACUGAACACUUUGGAAUCCUGCUGUGACUCCCAACAUGGAAAACCACCUAUUGUUGAAGUCUUAGAUGCUCUCUACCAUGAACUGGCUGCCUGCAAACUCACUGGAAACAAGUCCCUUGAGAAAACACCAGGACACCAGUCUUUGUCAAGCUCUUUGGUUAUUUCCUGUUGAGCAACAUUGCCCUCUAUUGUGUGUUGUGAUCAUCACCAUGGGUUCAAAAAUUACAAUGCAAAAUCAUGGAGUGUUCUGCCAUCUAUGAAAUGGUCCAGUGCAAAAGAUGGAAUGGUAAAAGCAAUGGUAUAAAUAUAAAGAGAUAGGCAAAUGGAACAGAAAGUCCAGGAUUAUCAGUAAGGACUGGCAGUGGGAUGAGAUUUUGAGGGAUGAGUCUUUUGUCCUUUCUCAUGGGUCUUUAUACAAUUGGAUAUGCUUGGAGUUUAAAUUUGAGAACCUAUACAUGUACAACAUAUAUCUAAAACCUGCUAUUAUGUACAAUAUUCCCAAAGUCUCAAAAAUUCUCAUUUAAUGUGUAAGUAAAUUUUAUCCAGGUGAUUGCUCAGUUCUCAUGACAUUAUUUAAGUGGCACCUGAAAUCUUCAUCUUACCUGUAUCAUUAAUACACUACAGGUAGUCCUCGCUUAAUGACCCUAAUUGGGACAGGCAACUCCAUUGCUAAGCAAAGUGGUUGUUAAGUUAAACAUCAUGUAACUGCCCCACUUAGUGAUGGCAGUUCCAGCAGUCCUGGUUGUGAUUGGUAAGCAACCCACGGUC
Messenger RNA from Python bivittatus (Burmese python), 1451 nucleotides. The record is from RefSeq and is a predicted model, not a curated record. NCBI's taxonomy places the organism in Eukaryota, Metazoa, Chordata, Lepidosauria, Squamata, Pythonidae.